Molecule: messenger RNA, 823 nt
Organism: Vanessa atalanta (red admiral)
Lineage: Eukaryota; Metazoa; Arthropoda; Insecta; Lepidoptera; Nymphalidae
Gene: Sbat
Product: N-alpha-acetyltransferase 38, NatC auxiliary subunit
Exons: 3
Coding region: 271-588 (105 amino acids)
Cellular component (GO): NatC complex
Molecular function (GO): RNA binding
Source: RefSeq, a predicted model, not a curated record
CUUCUUUCAAAUCAUAUUAUUUAUAAACUUACUAUAAGCCAUUAAACUAAGAAUUAAAUUUAUAAACUUGGCCUUGAAAAUAUACACUUCAGCUUUAUUAUUUUAUAUAGCUGAAGUGUAUAAAAUUAUACAAUAAAUAACCAUAAUGAACUUACGAGAAAUUUAAUAUGAUAACUAAAUAAAAUUGUUAUUUAUUGGUAUACUUAAAUUUGUAAUCUACACGCUAGAUUGUUAUUUUGAAAUAUUAGUAAUAAUUAAUAAAGGAAAAAAAUGAGUGAUUCAACUGUAAAACCCAUAGAAGACCCAAAGGUAGUCAUGGAAUUAGAGGGUAAAGCCAAAUUACGAAAGUGGCUAAAUAUGAAUUUUAGAAUAGAGAUGACAGAUGGAAGAGUCCUUAUAGGAGUAUUUUUGUGUACUGACAGAGAUGCCAAUGUUAUUUUAGGAGCUUGUUCAGAAUAUCUCAAAGGUGUAGAUGGUGAAACUGAGGAGCCACGGGUGUUGGGUCUAGUCAUGGUACCAGGGCGUCACAUUGUGUCUAUACAGAUUGAUGACACAACACCAUCUCAAAAAUAUUUCUUUGACGAAUGACAAAAAAAUACUGUAAAAUUUAGGUAAUAUAAAUAAUAACAAAAAAGUUUAAUUAAAUAUUUUUGUUUAAUUUAAGAUUGUAUUUUAGUUAACUUCUGCAAUGUUAGUUUUAAUAAAUCUUUUUCAAGAUAAAUAUUUUUGGAAUCAUUAGAAAAUGGAUUAUAUUCAUUAUGUUUACUUGCACCUAUUGAGUCAACAAAACUUAACAAAUCAUUGCAAAUUACUUGAAUACUCU